UUUUGGAUCGUUGAUUCAUAGCGGAAAAUCCGAGGAGACCUUGAGUUUUUGUCGUUUGAAGAGGUACUUUUUAGGUUUACACUUUUAGGUAUCAUUUACCAGAUUUCUUCGUUUCCAUUUUUGCCCACUAUAACUCAGAAAUGGCUGAUGAAAAUGUGGAGCUUCUCGAUUACGAUGAGGAAGUGGAGGAGGUGACCGACACUGGCGCCCAGGCCACCGAGGAAGAUGUAACAGUGGACGUCAAGAAGGCUGGCGCUCGACCGACCCAGGGAUACGUUAGUAUCCAUUCCUCGGGAUUUAAAGAUUUCCUGCUGAAGCCUGAGCUCCUGAAGGCUAUUUUCGAUGCUGGCUUCGAGCAUCCUUCAGAGGUUCAACACGAAUGUAUUCCGCAGGCCAAUUUAGGUAUGGACGUCUUGUGCCAGGCCAAAUCUGGAAUGGGAAAGACUGCGGUCUUCGUGCUCUCCACGCUGCAACAAAUCGACCCUGUCGACAAUCAAGUUUCGGUCCUGGUGCUGUGCCACACACGGGAGCUGGCCUACCAGAUUGCCAAAGAAUACGAGCGUUUCAAGAAGUACAUGCGCACCGUGAAGCUGGGCGUGUACUUCGGCGGAUUGCCCAUCACUACGGAUAAGGAUAACAUCAAGAAAGCCUAUCCUCACAUCGUCGUGGGCACACCGGGCAGAAUUUUAGCGCUGAUCCGUGAAAAAGCUUUGAACCUCAAUCACGUGAAGCACUUCAUUUUGGAUGAGUGCGACAAAGUGUUGUCACAGUUGGACAUGCGCAAAGACAUUCAGGAAAUCUUCAAGCUGACACCGCGUGAGAAACAGGUGAUGAUGUUCAGCGCCACGCUGCCCAAAGACAUUCGUCCAGUGUGCCGGAAAUUCAUGCAGGAUCCCCUGGAAGUGAUGGUGGACGAUGAUACCAAGCUCACACUCCAUGGCCUUCAGCAGCACUACCUGAAACUGAAGGAGAGCGAGAAGAGCAAACGGUUGUUUGAGUUGUUGGAUCUGUUGGAAUUCAACCAAGUUAUCAUCUUCACAAAAUCCGUACAACGGUGUAUGGGUUUGUCUGCUUUACUGGUUGAGCAAAAUUUCCCCGCCAUUGCCAUCCAUUCCGCGAUGACCCAGGAAGAGCGUCUCAGCCGUUAUCAACAGUUCAAAGAUUUCGAGAAGCGCUUGCUUGUGGCCACCGAUCUCUUUGGAAGAGGUAUGGACAUUGAGCGUGUCAACAUCGUCAUAAACUACGAUUGUCCUCCGGAUUCGGAUACGUAUCUGCAUCGUGUGGCCCGUGCGGGUCGUUUCGGAACCAAAGGUCUGGCCAUCACUUUCGUCAGCGAUGACAGCGAUUCUAAAGUAAUGAAUCAAGUUCAAGAUCGUUUCGACAUCAGCGUAUCUGAACUUCCGGAUGAGUUGGACCUCAGCCUGUAUAUCGAGAAGAAAUGAGCAUUGAUUGGGGGAAUUACCAGCCAUUGGGUUUUUGUCGUCGUAACCUAUGUAUCUAAGUGCAUCGGUUUUCAUUCAUAUAUUAUAUCUCUGGUAUGACCUCGUUUUCUGGAUCGCCUGGUAUACUUAUUUGCUGUUUGCUACGAGUUCGACUUGUGGUGUUUGUUAUUAUUAUAAAUAGCUGCUUUUAUAUACCUACAUGACGCGCAUUGAUUAUCCCUUAUUGUAUUUUAUCGUCGACGACAGCAAUUGGGAUUGAUUGUUGAGUACUACUUUGAUAAAUUUUGAUAAAUUCCCAAACCAA
Molecule: messenger RNA, 1746 nt
Organism: Paramacrobiotus metropolitanus
Lineage: Eukaryota; Metazoa; Tardigrada; Eutardigrada; Parachela; Macrobiotidae
Product: spliceosome RNA helicase Ddx39b-like
Exons: 7
Coding region: 141-1442 (433 amino acids)
Biological process (GO): mRNA export from nucleus; mRNA splicing, via spliceosome
Molecular function (GO): ATP binding; RNA binding; RNA helicase activity
Source: RefSeq, a predicted model, not a curated record